AUGGGAUAGCUGAAUUUUGGUAGAGUGCAAACCAAACACAACUUUGUUGGGACUAGGGCUAGCCACUAGUUUAUCCAACCCCACAGAGAAAUUAAUGUGAAAAUGUCUCUUGUGGAUGAGACACUAUCAGUUUUCACACUGAUAAGAACAGAUACUACAAUCGAUCUCAGCUUUUACGCCGAGAAGGACAAAGUUCUUCGUUUGCAAAUUAGUCCUUUCCUUAUAUUUUAUUUAAUUGCUUAUAAUUUUAUGGGUUUUAAGGAAUAAUAAUUAAAAUUCAAUUACUUAGAUCUUUUGUUUAUUCAGUCUAUUUCAAUAAUAAAUAGUCUUUGA
Molecule: messenger RNA, 333 nt
Organism: Tetrahymena thermophila SB210
Lineage: Eukaryota; Ciliophora; Oligohymenophorea; Hymenostomatida; Tetrahymenidae
Exons: 1
Source: RefSeq, a predicted model, not a curated record